This is a messenger RNA of Owenia fusiformis, 612 nucleotides long. Lineage: Eukaryota; Metazoa; Annelida; Polychaeta; Sabellida; Oweniidae. The record is from the annotation of a GenBank genome assembly.
CAUCAUGUGCUCAAAAUGAGAAGAGAAUGAAAAUAUGCUACUCAUGUGAACGGUAUGUCAAAGGGGACAAACAGGAUGCAAUGUCUUUAAGCUGCAAACAGGGUAAUGAAGUAGAAAUUAUAGCAACCUUUUCAUUCAAUGAUAGGACCCGUAAAGAUCCAGACAAGAUACACUAUUCUGUGAAUGAACAUGUCAGACUAUUUAGGCUGAAGAAUUAUUGUAAGGGGAUGUCCUCUUGUAACAUAAUCUCUUCACCAGGAAGUGGACAGAUAUACGAAAAGAUAAUGUUUCACUGUAUUUCGCCUCCUAGAAAACCUUCGAUCAGUAGUACCCAGAAACCAGACGCAGAUUUAAACCACCAGCUAGCCUCAAAACAUGGCCAACCAGACAUUAAGAAUAAACUAUUGCAAGAGACUACAAGAAGCCCAAGUAUAGGACUGAUUAAGACCCAAACAGUGUCGUAUCAACAGCACACUAUGGGUACAUUUUCAAGUACUGUUCUGGGCAGUGGUAUGGAUACAGCAUCAACAUCAGAAGGAUCAACAAAGAUCUCGGUUGCUCCUGUUGUGUUGGUAACAUUAGUUUGCUUACUGGCAGUCUGUUUAUUUGGCC